Chaetomium globosum CBS 148.51 is the source of this 990-nucleotide messenger RNA. RefSeq lists its product as uncharacterized. Bases 1 to 990 code for a protein of 329 amino acids. NCBI's taxonomy places the organism in Eukaryota, Fungi, Ascomycota, Sordariomycetes, Sordariales, Chaetomiaceae. The record is from RefSeq and is a predicted model, not a curated record. The transcript has 2 exons.
AUGGUGCUACCCAGCUGCUUUCUAACCAUUCCGGCGCUGGCAACCACUGUUAUCGACUCUGGUGGUUAUCAUGUCCCCGCCACUCUUGCCUACGCGCCGACGAACACCAACUAUUUUGGUGCCACAGCGUGCGGGCUAAACUCCUUGACCUCAACGACGUGGCCCGCAUCAACGGCCAAAUGCACCCUCCCUGCUUCGGUUUCAGGCAAGGCGUAUUCCGUUACACCUGUUGUUUAUGUUCCGCGAGCUACCCCCGGAGUUAUCGAUCUUUUCCAGAGACCCAUGAGGGUUGAUAACUACACUUGCGACCCGAUCCCGGUAGCGAGCAUGAAUAACGGCAACUUCCAGUUCUCGUGCAAGAACUUGCGCGGGAAGGACAUGGGCCAAGGCCACCACUCGAUUAGCUGGAUCUUGCCUGCGGCCGCAGGCGUAGCCAUCAACACUUACGGCUUCAUCGCCUACCAGCCGAUCUCGACGCCGACGUAUGUGGUCAAUUCAGCCAAGGCGACGACAAAUCUGGUUCCGACGACGAAUGGGGUUACGACAUACACGCGGUCCUUCACCGAUACGAGUACAGUUCGCGUAACGGUUACCACCGGGACGACGACUUGUACCUACACUGUUAAGGCCACAGCAACGCCAGUCUCUGGCCGUCAUCUCGCCCGCGCCGACAGCUCGAACAUUCAGCUUGGUCCUCGGAUUCCAGUUCGCCAUGCUGGCGGCGCACAUGUUCAACCCUACUCAGGUGCCGAACUGAAGGAACGGGCGGCGUCUGUUACCCCUGUCAUCGGCAAACCAGACGUCACCUACCCGCCGUACGGAGUGACCACGAUCUACGUCAAGAGCAUCAGCACCUCCCUCUACACCAUAACGACGUACUACACCUCCUAUUGGGCUAGUCCAGUCAUGACCACCACCAUUCGGGUCAAGGCGACGGAGAUCAAGACUGUCACUGCCACGGUGACCCCCACACCCACAUCAACGCCCUGA